AUGGCGAAAGAGCUUCUUCUGCAACUUCGUCUACUGCUUCUUCUUCCCGAACAACGGUGGGUGGGAAUUCUCUUAAUUGAUGACAUGGAGCAAUAUGAAAUACUUGAACAAAUUGGAAAAGGUGCUUUUGGUUCUGCGCUUCUUGUGAGACACAAGCAUGAAAAGAAAAAAUAUGUGUUGAAGAAGAUUCGGCUUGCUCGUCAAACCGAGCGGUCUCGCAGAUCUGCACACCUGGAGAUGGAGCUCAUCUCUAAAUUAAGAAACCCAUUCAUUGUGGAGUACAAAGAUUCAUGGGUAGAAAAGGGUUGCUAUGUCUGCAUCAUUAUAGGUUAUUGUGAGGGAGGAGAUAUGGCAGAAGCUAUUAAGAAAGCUAAUGGUGUCCUAUUUCCAGAGGAGAAACUUUGUAAGUGGCUCGUACAACUUCUUAUGGCUCUUGAGUACUUGCACAUGAACCACAUUCUUCACCGGGAUGUCAAGUGUUCAAAUAUCUUCUUGACAAAAGAUCAUGACAUUCGUCUAGGUGAUUUUGGACUUGCCAAGAUGUUGACUUCUGAUGAUCUUGCGUCCUCUGUUGUGGGAACUCCUAGCUACAUGUGCCCUGAGCUCCUCGCGGAUAUACCUUAUGGUUCUAAGUCAGAUAUUUGGUCCUUGGGAUGCUGUAUAUAUGAAAUGACAGCGCAUAAGCCUGCAUUCAAAGCAUUUGAUAUACAGGCAUUGAUUAACAAGAUUAAUAAGUCAAUAGUGGCUCCACUGCCUACAAAAUAUUCUAGUUCAUUUCGAGGUCUUGUUAAAAGUAUGCUGCGGAAAAAUCCAGAGCUUAGGCCCAGUGCUACUGAGCUGCUUGGACAUCCACAUCUUCAACCUUAUGUUCUUAAGGUCCAUCUUAAAAUGAAUAGCCCCAGGCGAAGCACAUUGCCAGUUCAUUGGCCAGAAUCCAACUACUUGAAGAAAACUAGAUUUUUGGUGCCAGAAGAUGACCCCGUUUCCGUUUAUAGGGAUAAGCGACAUUCUUUUAGUAAUGAUCGGACUCUAAAUCCUAGUGUAUCUGGAGCUGAUCAAGAUUCUGUAUGCUCGACUCUAGAAAUAGAUUGUACUCCUGACCAUUUGAAUCAAAGGUUAGCAGAACUACGAAUUGGAGAUAGCAAUGAAGUGAAAUCAAUCCGGAAGCCUGCUGUUUCCAGAACUUCUAGCAAUGUUAAGACUCCAAGGUUCCCUUCCUCAAAAGUCUCUGCCACCAACAAGAAAUCAGUAAAAUCCUCAAACAAUCAUACGGUGAUACCUCUUUCUCACAAUACCACAAAAUCUGCUAAUACUAAUCGUAGGGCAUCAUUUCCAUUGCCAACAAGGGGUGGUAUUCGGCAGCCUCCUUGUGGGCCCAAUGCCAGUUUGCUUAGUCACGUGUCUUCACCAGAUAUCUCAGUCAAUUCUCCACGAAUUGAUAAGAUGGCUGAAUUCCCAUUAACUUCAUAUGUAGAUUCUUUGUUCCCCAUCAAUAGAACAUCAUCCUUUGCUCAAGGUUCCUCAGGCCUCCCAUCCAGCGGCAACCAUUCCACCGUGAUAGACAAAUGCACGGUGGAGGUACAUGAUAGAGCGUCAAACAGGCCUGAUUGUACGGAUUCUUGGCAGGGAAUCAAGCAGAACGUGUUAAAGGAAAUUGAUGAGGAUAAAAGUGGUUCCUCUGAUCAAAAUGCAACAGCAGGUGCUUCGAGCCACACCUCUUCUGACUUGCGCCGGCGACAAUUUGACCCGUCCUCAUUCCAACAAAGGGCUGAAGCUUUAGAAGGGUUGCUUGAAUUUAGUGCAAGGUUGCUACAGCAGGCAAGGUAUGAUGAACUUGGCGUUCUGUUGAAACCAUUUGGGCCUGGAAAGGUUUCCCCAAGGGAAACAGCUAUCUGGUUGAGUAAGAGCUUCAAAGAGAAUACUUUCAACCCAGAAGAAUCCUUGUAA
Sphenostylis stenocarpa is the source of this 1947-nucleotide messenger RNA. The record is from the annotation of a GenBank genome assembly. Lineage: Eukaryota; Viridiplantae; Streptophyta; Magnoliopsida; Fabales; Fabaceae.